AUGCCGGUGACGUACCCGAAACCCAUCGUCGUGCCCCCGCCCGAGGGCGGCGCCACCACGGCCGUUUGCAUCUUCCUCCACGGCCUCGGCGACACCGGCCACGGCUGGGCGGACGUCGCGUCGUCCAUGCCCUUCGAGGGCGUCAAGUGGAUCUUUCCAACAGCCCCCACGAUCCCAAUCACCCUUAACGGGGGCAUGCGCAUGACCGGCUGGUACGACAUCAACGACCUGUCCAUCGACAACAUCAAGGACGACAGGGCUCAGACCCUCGCGUCCACCGAAUACGUCCAAGGACUCAUCAAGGCGGAGAUCGACGGGGGCGUUAACGCCGAUCGCAUCGUCGUCGGCGGGUUCAGCCAAGGCGGCGUCAUCGCGUUGCAGACGGCGCUCAGGUUUCCGGAGAGGCUCGCCGGCGCCGUGGGGAUGUCCACGUACCUCGCGCUGCGGGAAGACUUCCCGGACGCGAUGAGCCCGCACGCGAAGGACCUGCCGGUCUUCCUCGCGCACGGUACCGCGGACAUGGUGCUGCAAUACCAGUACGGCGUCAUGAGCUCGGAGCUUAUGACUGGCCCGCUCGGUAUGACCAAAGUGGACUUCCAGACGUACCAGGGAAUGGGACACAGCGCGUGCCAGGAGGAGCUGCAGCAGCUCGCGAAGUUCAUCGCGAACGUGCUCGACUGA
Molecule: messenger RNA, 681 nt
Organism: Micromonas commoda
Lineage: Eukaryota; Viridiplantae; Chlorophyta; Mamiellophyceae; Mamiellales; Mamiellaceae
Exons: 1
Coding region: 1-681 (226 amino acids)
Biological process (GO): protein depalmitoylation
Cellular component (GO): cytoplasm
Molecular function (GO): carboxylic ester hydrolase activity; palmitoyl-(protein) hydrolase activity
Source: RefSeq, a predicted model, not a curated record